AGAGCCAUUCAUUAGUAUUGUGAACAACGAGAGUAUAUAUAAUUAGAAUCUAUAUAUAAUGGAGAUAAAGCAAGCAAGCAAGUCACUGAAGCAGAUGCUUAAGAGAUGUUCAAGCUUGGGAAAGAAAAGCAACGAACACGUCCCCAAGAAGGGCCAUUUUGCUGUCUACGUAGGCCACUCGAGAGACCGCCACGUCAUCCCCAUCACAUUCCUCAAUCACCCAACCUUCAAGAUGAUGCUGCAAAAAGCAGAGGAAGAGUUCGGGUUUAGGCAAGAGAGAGGCCUCACCAUUCCUUGUGACCAAAACAUCUUUCUCUCUCUCUUAGGCUCCAUCACAUCUUACCAUAGCUAGCUACGUCGUAGUUAUAAUUCCGUAGUCUUCCUCACUUGAUGAGAAGAACCUAUAUGUACAACCUUUUCUUUUUAAUCUCUAUAUACAUUAUACACUCACCAA
This is a messenger RNA of Capsella rubella, 454 nucleotides long. RefSeq names its product auxin-responsive protein SAUR50. Gene Ontology annotation, biological process: response to auxin. The record is from RefSeq and is a predicted model, not a curated record. The transcript has a single exon. The coding region runs from base 59 to 352 and encodes 97 amino acids. NCBI's taxonomy places the organism in Eukaryota, Viridiplantae, Streptophyta, Magnoliopsida, Brassicales, Brassicaceae.